Symbiodinium natans is the source of this 1794-nucleotide messenger RNA. NCBI's taxonomy places the organism in Eukaryota, Dinophyceae, Suessiales, Symbiodiniaceae. The record is from the annotation of a GenBank genome assembly.
AUGCCGCCAAAGCGGUCCUUCCCGAAAAAGUCGGUGCUGCUUCCCGUGUAUGGCGAGGCACACGGACAGGUGCCUGCUGCUGGGGCAGCAGCUUCUUUUGGGUCCGGGUAUCAGCACUUGCCGCAACUUGUGGGCAAGAAAUCUGGACUCAAGUCCUUUGAUCCUGAGACAAAAACUGCAGCGGCUGCAAGUGAGUUGGACCAGAAAGCGCACUUGUCAAUACACGCCCCGGCUGGGUGCACCUUCCAUGUGUGCCCCUUCUUCCCUUUCGUUGUUGAGAACUGCCUCGCAGUGGCUGUGCACACUGCAAAAGCUUUGAUGGGUAGUUCCUGCUGCAUUGAGAUUUCUGGAGCAUUGCGGAGAUCUCAUAUGAAGUAUAGCAAUGGACAUGUGCCCGGAGUGAACAUCAGGCUUACACCAGUGAGUGAUUCGACUGGACCUGGUCAGGGUCUCUGUGUUGCUUCUGCGCAAGGCCAUCCAAGUCUUCGCAGGUGUGCUGCCGAAAACUGGUUGGUGCUCACGGGGGAUGGUCACCCCGUUCAUCUCGCAGCGGAAGCGCAGCUGGCUCAGCUUCCUGGAAGUACCCUCCUAUUGCAGAGGCCAGCGGAGCGAGUCUACGUGUUGCGCAAUCCAGAGGAGCAGCUCAGUCGACUUGUCGUGCAGAUGGCUUCAGACAGAGGCACACAAUUGUUGGCAGCACCUGCAUCUGGAGGAGCGGUGGCUGUAAUGGCAGCAUGCAAAAGUAGCUCCGAGAUGUUGAUUCCACACGAGGUGCUUUCUGAAAUCGAAUUUCGCUUCUCUGUUGUCUUUGUACCAGAACGAGCCGCAAACAACAUCCUGGCGUCAAAGGCCACAGAUACGAUCCUUCGUCGGUUGGUAGCUUUCGGAGUGCGGGACUGUCUGCGCAAGGACUCGUGGCAAUCUGCAGAGUAUCCAUACCGACUCUUCCAGUCACAGUCCAUGUCAAGCGCAGAGAUACUGCAGCGUCCCUCGCUUCGGGUGCCCUGCGUGGAUGUGGAGUGUGACCAGGCAUCCUCAUCCUCCUCCCAAAUUUUGGCAGAUGUACGCUUCUCGCCUGCAGUGCGAUUGGUGCAGCCCUUGGCUCCCUUCUUGGUGCGCUCGGCCCGGUCACCGGAGCUAGCGGGGAGCUUCUGCCUGCAGGGCAAUGAGGCAACCCAGCGGCCCUUGAUCCAUGUCCUACCACGCCUUACAGCUGCGCAAGUCACUCAUAUCUGGCACGGACCUCUUCCCAAGGAGCAGCUCCCGCGAGAGCUUCAAGAAGUCAGUUCUUUCAGGGACUACUGGCGAAUGAUCCAUGGUCAUUGCCUGAACGAGAGCACUCUUGCAGCCUUCGCUCGCGUUCAGUUUCUUGGAGGUGAUCACAGCCAUGAGCGUGGAUUGGUCCUGACUUAUCCAGUUUCCUGCCUUUGGCGGACUUUCUGGGUGUGCCAGCCUGCUCUCAGCAAGCAGCACGGGCUUGCGAUUGUCAAGCAAGUUCUGCAGACGCUGGACAAGAACGCAAUCAUCGGUGCAUGGCAGGUGCAGUAUAAUGGCUUUGACCAAACUGGUCCCAUCAGUGUGCCACCUGCAUUGGCGCUUAACCGGUCGUCCAUCCAAGAUGCUGCCAAGAAGAUCAAGCCAGUCGAAUCACCAGUGGCUUCGGACCCGGCACCCGUGCGCAAGAGUGGCCAUACCGGCAAGCGCCGCCUCAUUCUGCCUCUUGUACACACAAGCGGCAGCAGCAGUGCCGGUCUCACUCCCGCGCUGCCUUCCAAGCGCCAGUGCGUGCGCUGA